AUGCUACCAAUGAAUUUCUCAAAUACCGAGAAUAACCUUCGAUCCCAACCAAAUUUUGAUUACAAUACAGAACUGAAGAAUUCCUCACAUGCACGUUCUCUUUCAACCAGCUUGCCUGAAUCUAAUUUGCAUCAGAACAGCCAGAGUCUCAACAUUCUCGAAGACCUUCCACCAGCAACAAUAAAAAGAUCCAGCCUUUCCAGUUCUGACAAAUGA
Messenger RNA from Dovyalis caffra, 216 nucleotides. Lineage: Eukaryota; Viridiplantae; Streptophyta; Magnoliopsida; Malpighiales; Salicaceae. The record is from the annotation of a GenBank genome assembly.